Molecule: messenger RNA, 2102 nt
Organism: Suricata suricatta (meerkat)
Lineage: Eukaryota; Metazoa; Chordata; Mammalia; Carnivora; Herpestidae
Gene: COG8
Product: component of oligomeric golgi complex 8
Exons: 5
Coding region: 44-1915 (623 amino acids)
Biological process (GO): intra-Golgi vesicle-mediated transport
Cellular component (GO): COG complex
Source: RefSeq, a predicted model, not a curated record
CGCCCUCGCAGGGCGGGAGGUGAAGUGACGCUGUUGCCCGAAGAUGGCGGCGACGGAGACUCUCGCUUCGUCAACCACCGCCACCGCGUCGGCCUCGGCCACAGCGACCGCCACCGCGGCGGCUCUCGGGGAAGUGGAGGAUGAAGGGCUCCUGGCCUCGCUGUUCCGGGACCGCUUCCCCGAGGCCCAGUGGCGGGAGCGGCCCGAUGUGGGCCGCUACCUCCGGGAGCUGAGCGGCUCCGGGCUGGAGCGGCUGAGGCGCGAGCCCGAGCGCUUGGCGGAGGAGCGAGCGCAGCUGCUGCAGCAGACGCGCGACUUGGCCUUCGCCAACUAUAAGACCUUCAUCCGCGGCGCCGAGUGCACCGAGCGCAUCCACCGCCUCUUUGGCGACGUGGAGGCGUCGCUCGGCCGCCUGCUCGACCGCUUGCCCAGCUUCCAGCAGAGCUGCAGAAACUUUGUGAAAGAGGCUGAAGAGAUCAGCUCCAACCGCCGCAUGAACACCUUGACCCUAAACCGGCACACAGAGAUCCUGGAGAUCCUGGAGAUCCCCCAGCUCAUGGACACGUGUGUCCGGAACAACUACUAUGAAGAGGCCCUGGAGCUGGCAGCCUAUGUUCGCCGACUGGAGAGGAAAUAUUCCUCCAUCCCUGUCAUCCAGGGCAUCGUGAACGAAGUGCGCCAGUCCAUGCAGCUGAUGCUGAGCCAGCUGAUCCAGCAACUGAGGACCAACAUCCAGCUCCCUGCCUGCCUCCGUGUCAUUGGCUUCCUGCGGCGCAUGGAUGUCUUCACCGAGGCCGAGUUGAGGGUGAAGUUUCUUCAGGCCCGAGAUGCUUGGCUCCAUUCCAUCCUGACUGCCAUCCCCAAUGAUGAUCCCUAUUUCCACAUCACAAAAACCAUUGAGGCCUGCCGCGUCCAUCUGUUUGAUAUCAUCACCCAGUACCGUGCCAUAUUCUCAGAUGAGGACUCAUUGCUGCCGGCUGCCGUGGGUGGGCACACCGUGAACGAGAGUGCCAUCUUCCAUGGCUGGGUGCUCCAGAAAGUCUCACAAUUCCUGCAGGUUCUGGAGACCAACCUUAACCGGGGGAUAGGUGGCCGCCUAGACUCUCUGCUAGGUCAAUGCAUGUACUUUGGGCUGUCCUUCAGCCGGGUGGGGGCUGAUUUCCGCGGCCAGUUGGCUCCUAUUUUCCAGCAGGUGGCCAUCAGCACUUUCCAGAAAGCAAUUCAGGAAGCAGUGGAGAAGUUCCAGGAUGAAAUGAAUUCCUACACCCUCAUCUCCGCUCCAGCCAUCCUGGGCAGCAGUAACCUGCCUGCUGCUGUGCCGGUCACUCAGCCAGGGACCCUGCAACCACCCAUGGUGCUCUUAGAUUUCCCACCCCUUGCCUGCUUCCUCAACAAUAUUCUGGUUGCCUUCAAUGAUCUGCGCCUCUGCUGCCCUGUGGCCCUGGCACAGGAUGUGACUGGGGCCCUGGAGGAUGCCCUUGCCAAGGUAACCAAUAUAAUCCUGGCCUUCCAUCGUGCAGAAGAGGCUGCUUUCAGCAGUGGGGAGCAAGAGCUCUUCGUCCAGUUCUGCACUGUCUUCCUGGAAGACCUCGUUCCGUAUUUAAAUCGCUGUCUCCAAGUCCUUUUCCCACCAGCUCAGAUAGCACAGACGUUAGGCAUCCCCCCCACUCAGCUCUCCAAGUACGGAAACCUUGGGCACGUGAACAUCGACGUCGUCCAGGAGCCUCUGGCCUUCAUCCUGCCGAAGAGAGAGCCGGUCCUGUGUCUAGAGGAGAGGGAGCUGGUGCCCGAGCUCCCAGCUUCAGCGCCACCACUCCCCACGGAGGAGGCAGGCGUCGAGCCGGUCGCUGCGACCUUCCCCGAGGGUGCCGACUCUGCGCCGCUGCAGGCCGAGGUGCCCGGUGCGGACCCCUAGCCAGAGCCGCCCAGGGACGGAGGGAAGGGAGGUGGUGGUGAAAGCUGGGGACAGCCCCGGAGGAAAAGGCUGCGAGGGCAUUCGUGACAGCCCGUGAAAGGGGGAGCCUCCGGGUCACUCUUGCAAACGGUUGAUGACACUGUAAGAAACGGAAAUUAAAAAAAUAAAGCUGCCUGACGUCACGGAG